CGGAAGCCCAGUUUCCAGGGGACGGUCUCAACAUGAUCUGGCCUUUCAACUCGAAUUCAUUCGAGGUUAUCGCGAAGUCGAAAAGGGCGGAACGGGAAAGAGCGCUCGCUAGCGCUCAGGAGUACUCGGCCAGCACCCAUGGGCAGAUCACGAAAGCAACUGCUUCGGAGAUCGUCAAACGAAUAGAGCAUGGAGAAUGGACAGCUUCACAAGUCUUAGAGGCAUUCAUAGCUCGAGCAACUCUUGCGGAGAAGACUACGAACUGUGUUACUGAAGUGUUGUUUGAGCAGGCUCGCCGAGAGGCACAAGAGCUGGAUGACGAGUUCUCCAAAACGAAGCGAUUGAAGGGACCGUUGCAUGGGGUCCCCGCCAGCUUCAAAGAUCACUUCGAGAUCGCAGGAGUAGAUGCGACGUCUGGCUACAGUCAUUGGGCUAACCAACCGUCCGAGAAAGACGCUGCGAUGGUGACCCUGUACAGGUCAAUGGGUGCCAUCCCUUUCGUCAAGACUAACGUCCCACAGAAUAUGGCUCUCUCAUUUGAGUGCUCGAACCCCCUGUGGGGCCGGACUUUAAAUCCGUGGUCAGCAAAAUACACUUGCGGUGGGAGUUCCGGAGGGGAAGCCGCCUUGCUAGCCAUGGACGGCGCGGGUAUUGGGGCAGGUUCCGAUGUGGGCGGUAGUCUGAGGAUACCCGCAAGUUAUUCAGGGAUCUACAGCUUGCGGCCCACUGCGGGGAGAGUAAGUAUGGAAGGAGUAAGAGAUCUCGAACCGGGCUUUGAAGGUAUCAAGACCACUGCCGGGCCUAUGGCUCGUUGUGUCGAGGACCUCGAAAUUAUCUCACGAGGGAUAUUGGGGAUAUCUGAUGACUACAACGAGGUGGCGCCUACUCCGUGGAAGGACGCAGAGCUGCCGAAGCGUCUGAGGUUCGGAUACUACACUGACGAUGGCUUCGUCAAGGCGUCACCGGCCAACAAGCGUGCUGUACUGGAGACAGUCAAGGCGCUCCAGGAACAAGGACAUGAAUGUGUUGAAUUCAAGAUUCCUGAUCCAACAAGACCACUGGAGGUUUUCGUCGCCAUUACGACGUCUGACGGGUAUAAAACGCUGGAGGCUCACACGGGUCCUGACCCGAAAGAAUCCAACCUUUUCCUGGCUACUUUAGGCCCCAAGCUUCCAGGCCUCAUCCGCUCAAUCGGUCUCUGGUUGAUGAAGUAUGUCAUUGGAGACCAUGUCUCGAUCCCCAUUGUAGCUGCUUCAAGAGCUAAGUCGGUAAAGGAAUACUGGGAAUGGACGGCGAAGAGAGAUGAUUACCGGAGGUUGUUCUACGACGAGGCAUGGACGAAGCAGCAAUUCGACGGUAUAAUUGCCCCAGUGCAAGCCAUGCCGUCAAUCCCCCAUGGCGGCUGCGCACAUUUGUCCCCGCUGGCAGCGGCUACGAUUUUAUACAAUGUCCUCAACUACCCUGCCGGUGUCGUUCCCGUAACGCGGGUCGACCCAGCUAAGGACCAGCUUACCCAAGAGUGGCAGCAUCUUCACGGUGCCAAAGCGGUAGAAUCGAUGAUCUACAAGGGUUGCAAGCCGACUUAUAAUCCUGAAGCCAUGCGGGGAAUACCGGUUGGUGUACAAGUCGUUGGGAAGCCAUGGGAGGACGAGAAAGUUAUUGGAAUGAUGCGAGUGGUGGAUGUGGCAUUAGGGGAUAGAGAUUUGGGUGCGGGUACUUGGGAAGGGAGUAAGUUCAUAGAAUGAAUACCUCCAGAUACAUCUUUAAACUAUUCUUUUACGACAAGCUGACGAUACGUCGAGAUUAUCGGGAGUCAACUAGUCAUGAUUGCGUGGUGACCACCCGGGAAUACAAGGAAAGAGCAUCACGUUGAUGAUCGACACGGAUCUACC
Messenger RNA from Gloeophyllum trabeum ATCC 11539, 1892 nucleotides. RefSeq names its product amidase signature enzyme. Gene Ontology annotation, biological process: fatty acid catabolic process. Gene Ontology annotation, molecular function: amidase activity; fatty acid amide hydrolase activity. The transcript is spliced from 13 exons. The record is from RefSeq and is a predicted model, not a curated record. The coding region runs from base 33 to 1745 and encodes 570 amino acids. NCBI's taxonomy places the organism in Eukaryota, Fungi, Basidiomycota, Agaricomycetes, Gloeophyllales, Gloeophyllaceae.